AUUUUCUUAAUAUCGAAGGAAGUUAAGUUAAGUUAACCUCAUCAUAUUGAUGCCCCCUCUCUAAAUCACAACCAAACUCGUUUAUUUCUCACUAAUUUCCUGCAUCUCACCGGCGAUGUUAGAAAUCGAUUUACACGAUUUGUCCGACGAUGCUGAUUACGCCGCCUCUCAACAGCAAGGUUCGGUCAAUUUGUUGCGGACCAAUAGCUCUAAGAGGAGCUCAUCGACUGAACUAGAUGGUGCUGAAGUUGUUUACUUGAAGGACAACGUUGCAAUUCACCCAACUCAAUAUGCUUCGGAAAGGAUAAGCGGUCGCUUGAAGUUAAUUAAGCAAGGAUCUUCCUUGUUCAUGACUUGGAUCCCGUACAAAGGAUUGACGCCAAAUCCAAGGUUGUCUGAAAUGGACAUGAAUCUUUACACCAUCCGUGCAGUUCCCUUUACAGAUAUCAGGUCAAUUCGAAGACACACUCCUACACUUGGGUGGCAAUAUGUGAUUGUGGUUUUGUCAUCAGGACUAGCGCACCCGCCUCUGUACUUUUACAACGGUGGAGUUAAAGAAUUCCUUGCUACCAUCAAACAACAUGUUUUCCUUGUGAGGUCUGCUGAAGAUGCAAAUGUUUUCCUCGUGAAUGAUUUUCAACAUCCUUUACAGAGGACUCUUUCCUCAUUGGAAAUGCCAGGCGCAGUUUCUGUUGCGAAUGGGCUUUCUUCAUCUGGCCCAUUUACUGGGUCAAGCUCCAGAGAAAAUCAAGAGAAAAAUGAUAGAGGAACCUUUAAUGGAAAUGCCAGCCACUUCACACAGAAUGGAAAGCAGAGAUAUAAGAGUCAGGAUCCUGCUCGUGAUAUUUCAAUUAAUGUGUUGGAGAAAUUCUCUAAGGUUACAAGAUUUGCUAGGGAUACCACUUCACAGAUCUUCCGAGAAAUUCAUGGAGAUGCUAGAGAUAGGAGGUCCCAUGGCCCAUUUCUUGAAGAUUUUCCUAAACCUGUAGCAUCCAUUGAUACACAAAAAGUUCCUGAAGAAACUCCUGUGCCUUCAGAUCCUGUGGAGCUCGAUAAAUUGACAAUAGUCUGGGGACAACCACGCCAGCCUCCUUUGAGAUCUGAAGAGUGGUCUAGCUUUCUGGACUCUGAAGGAAGAAUUUUGGAUCCCAAAGCCUUGCAAAAGAGAAUAUUCUAUGGAGGAGUUGACUACAAAUUAAGGCGUGAGGUCUGGCCAUUAUUACUGGGAUAUCAUGCAUUUGAUUCAACAUAUGCAGAGAGGGAAUAUCUUGUUUCUGUGAAGAAAGCCAAGUAUGAAACCAUAAAAAAUCAGUGGAAGAGUAUAUCUUGGGAACAGGCAAAAAGGUUUACAAAGUUUAGGGAGAGGAAAGGUCUCAUUGAAAAAGACGUGGUAAGGACUGACAGAUCACUCUCAUUCUAUGAUGGUGAUGACAAUCCAAAUGUCAACCUUUUAGGUGACAUAUUGCUCACGUACUCAUUCUACAACUUCGACCUUGGUUACUGUCAGGGAAUGAGUGAUUUCCUUUCGCCUAUAUUGUUCAUAAUGCAAGACGAGUCUGAAUCAUUUUGGUGUUUUGUUGCACUGAUGGAACGUCUUGGACCAAACUUUAACCGUGACCAAAAUGGAGUGCACUCUCAACUUUUUGCAUUAUCAAAGUUGGUGGAGUUAUUGGACAGUCCAUUACAUAAUUACUUCAAGCAGAAUGAUUGCUUAAACUACUUCUUUUGCUUUCGCUGGGUCCUCAUUCAGUUCAAAAGGGAAUUUGAAUUUGAAGGAACGAUGCGGUUAUGGGAAGUAUUGUGGACUCAUUACUUGUCGGAGCAUCUUCACUUAUAUGUGUGUGUCGCCAUCUUGAAGAGACAAAAGAAUAAGAUAAUUGGGGAGGAAAUGGAUUUCGAUACUCUGCUCAAGUUCAUAAAUGAACUGAGCGGCCAUAUUGAUCUCGAUUCAGCCCUAAGAGAUGCAGAGGCACUGUGCAUAUGUGCGGGUGAAAAUGGACCGGCUUGCAUUCCACCUGGAACUCCUCCUUCAUUGCCCGUUGAAGAUGCUUCGUUUUACAAUCAACAAGACCAAGAUGAUGUAUUGUAAACUUGGCGGUUAUAUCAAGUUGGUUUUCGUACGCUCUGUAAUGAUAAUAAUAAAUAUGUGUACACGAUUUGUAUAUCGCCCUAGCUAUAAGAACUUCUUAUUCAAAUCUUUCUAUUAGUUUAUAAGUUGCUUUUAUUUUGGUUAACUGUCUAUAUAUAUUGGUCCUGCUUGGAAACAUUAUUAUUUAUGUUUGUGUAUCU
Impatiens glandulifera is the source of this 2289-nucleotide messenger RNA. Its product is annotated as TBC1 domain family member 15-like. NCBI's taxonomy places the organism in Eukaryota, Viridiplantae, Streptophyta, Magnoliopsida, Ericales, Balsaminaceae. Gene Ontology annotation, molecular function: GTPase activator activity. The transcript has 15 exons. The record is from RefSeq and is a predicted model, not a curated record. Gene Ontology annotation, biological process: activation of GTPase activity. The coding region runs from base 116 to 2089 and encodes 657 amino acids.